Messenger RNA from Nematolebias whitei (Rio pearlfish), 1206 nucleotides. Its product is annotated as arg8-vasotocin receptor-like. Gene Ontology annotation, cellular component: membrane. The coding region runs from base 1 to 1206 and encodes 401 amino acids. Gene Ontology annotation, biological process: positive regulation of vasoconstriction; G protein-coupled receptor signaling pathway; regulation of systemic arterial blood pressure by vasopressin. The transcript has 2 exons. NCBI's taxonomy places the organism in Eukaryota, Metazoa, Chordata, Actinopteri, Cyprinodontiformes, Rivulidae. The record is from RefSeq and is a predicted model, not a curated record. Gene Ontology annotation, molecular function: vasopressin receptor activity; peptide binding.
AUGCUCCUGUCCCCGGACACCUUCUGCAACCUCACGGGUCCGAACUGUUCCGACCCGCUGAACGGGACCGAGCCUCCGGAGGAUCCCGGGAACCGCACGGACCCGUUCGGGCGGAACGAGGAGGUGGCGAAGAUGGAGAUCUCCGUCCUGAGCCUGGCCUUCGUGGCGGCCGUGGUGGGGAACCUGAGCGUGCUGCUGGCCGUGUACCGAACCCGCCGGAAGCUGUCCCGGAUGCACCUGUUCAUGAAGCACCUGAGCCUGGCGGACCUGGUGGUCGCCUUCUUCCAGGUGCUGCCGCAGCUCUGCUGGGAGGUCACGUUCCGCUUCUACGGACCGGACUUCCUGUGCCGCAUCGUGAAGCACCUGCAGGUUCUGGGCAUGUUCGCCUCCACCUACAUGAUGGUGAUGAUGACUCUGGACCGGUACAUCGCCAUCUGCCACCCGCUCCAGACCCUGCAGCAGCCCGCGCGCCGCGCCCACCUGAUGAUCGGCUCCACGUGGGCCUGCAGCCUGGUCCUCAGCACCCCGCAGUACUUCAUCUUCUCCCUCAGCGAGGUCCGGCCCGGUUCGGCCGUCUACGACUGCUGGGGCCACUUCGUGGAGCCGUGGGGGCUGCGCGCCUACAUAACCUGGAUCACCGCCGGGAUCUUCCUCGUGCCCGUGCUCGUGCUCGUGCUCUGCUACGGCUUCAUCUGCCGCACCAUCUGGACGAACCUGAAGUGCAAGACCCGAAAGAAGAGCGCGGAGGCGCAGGAGUCCACCCGGACCGGGAUCCUGGGCCGGAACUCGGUCAGCAGCGUCAGCACCAUCUCACGCGCCAAAUUACGCACGGUCAAGAUGACCUUCGUGAUCGUGGUGGCCUACGUGGUCUGCUGGGCCCCGUUCUUCACCGUCCAGAUGUGGUCCGUGUGGGACCAGACCUUCUCCUGGGACGACUCUGAGAACGCCAUCGUGUCGCUCUCUGCGCUGCUGGCCAGCCUCAACAGCUGCUGCAACCCCUGGAUCUACAUGAUCUUCAGCGGACACCUGCUCUCAGACUUUGUCGGCGUCUUGCCGUGUUGCCAGCGGCUCAAGAGCAGAUUCCACCACCAGGACUCUGACAGCAGCUUCCGCCGGACCACCGUGCUGUCGCGCCUGCAGGCUCCCAGGCUUUCGGAGCCUUUCAGAGACGUUAAGAACUGUCCGCAGGCGUCGUUGGCAACAUGA